CUGUUCCAGCCAAUGCCUAAAAAAAAAGGAAGGAAUAGACCUUGAUGUAUUGUAGGUGCUCCAAGAGUCUGCUUUUGCAGGUAUGCUGGGCUUCAGGUGGUUGCUCCAGCUGUGGUGGUAUGAACAAGUUGCUGCUGGGUGCUAGUGUUCUAGCUAGGCCUGUUGGGCCUCUUUCUUGCACAGAGUGCGUAGAGGUGGUGCCUGCUGGGGCCUCCUGACUCUGCCUUGGUUCUCAGGCAUCUUCCCUGAGGAUGACAUUCCUGAAGAAGCCUACGGGAGUCUGCAUGGAGGGCGGCCGGAGAGGAGGAUGAAGAAGCGUUUGUCUAAGUCGCGGUUGCAGAAGAAAGGGAAGAUUGACGAGGAUGCAAGUCCUGACCCAAGCUCAGAAACCAAAAGGAAGAGGAGCCGGAGGAGGGGUGCAGGGGCAGUCCCCGCAGUGCAGCUGGGCAGAGUGGAGGGUGUCCCACCCCAAGGGCAGCCCAGGGGCUGCGGCCAGAGAGCAGCUCGCAAGAGGAGGAGGAAGCCUCGGCAGCCAGCUGGUGCCAGGGCAAAGGUGGCCGAUGUCCAGGAGUCAGAGAAGAAGAAGUGGUCCCUGGAGGGCAGGAAGUGACGCGGCCAGUCGGGCCAGGCAAGGAGCAAGGGCUGCUGCUGGCUGCUCCUUGUCUGCACCGAGUCAAACAAGGGACAGGAUCAUCGGGCGUGCCCCCACUAGACUGAACG
Messenger RNA from Galeopterus variegatus (Sunda flying lemur), 720 nucleotides. RefSeq names its product ribosomal RNA processing protein 1 homolog A-like. NCBI's taxonomy places the organism in Eukaryota, Metazoa, Chordata, Mammalia, Dermoptera, Cynocephalidae. The record is from RefSeq and is a predicted model, not a curated record. The coding region runs from base 308 to 610 and encodes 100 amino acids. The transcript has 2 exons.